Messenger RNA from Anastrepha ludens (Mexican fruit fly), 3892 nucleotides. RefSeq names its product putative phosphatidate phosphatase. Gene Ontology annotation, molecular function: phosphatidate phosphatase activity. The record is from RefSeq and is a predicted model, not a curated record. Bases 1112 to 2137 code for a protein of 341 amino acids. The transcript has 2 exons. NCBI's taxonomy places the organism in Eukaryota, Metazoa, Arthropoda, Insecta, Diptera, Tephritidae. Gene Ontology annotation, biological process: phospholipid metabolic process; signal transduction; phospholipid dephosphorylation.
CAUGGCUAGAUCGCCAGUAAAACGCUUUGACAAUCAGCAGUCAGUUGCUGAGCGUGAACGCGCGCGUGUGAUGAUCAUUUGGCGUGCAAAAAAAAAAAAAAAACAAUAUAAAAACACAAGCGAACUGUUACGAUAUUAAUAACAAAGCAGCGGUCAAAAGUUGAAAAGCACAACAGCAAAAUAAAUAACACCGUAAAAGAAAACAAGGAAGUGGGUGAAAUGUGUAAUAUUGAAAAGUGAGAAAUGGAAAGGAUUUUGAAAGCUAACAAGAAAUGUCAAAAUGAGUACGUAAACUAGAAAGUGAAUUGUGCUUGGUUAAAAAAUUGAUAAUAGUUACAAAAACAAAAAUAAAUAAAUAAAAGUAUUUAAUAACAAAUGACAUUUUAAAGAUAACCUAAAGUUAGCGAACGCAAGUAUACGUGCAUACAUAUACAUAUGUAUGUACACGCAUAAAAAUUUCACAAUCAUCAAUGACAACAAAAAAUGUGUUAUGAAUGAAAACUUUUAAAAAUAAAAAACAAAAAAAAAAUGUGCAUUAAUUUUUUCAAAUAUAUUUUUUAAAUUGACUAACUUGAACGUGACACGCCACUAGCAAAACACUCACGAUAGCCAACAAACAAAAACUCCAACAAAAAAUUUAUUAAUCGGGUUUGCUUUCCAAAAAACGUAUGAACGAAAUGAUAAAGUGGAAAAUAUUGAACUCAUUGAAGACAAAAAAUAUUAAAGACAAACACAAAAAAACCUAAGCUGAUAAUUACCUCAAGUGAAUGCUGAUUGCUUAUUGCUAAAACGUGAAACAAAAACAAAGAUUAGAAAUAAAAGCAGUCAAAAAGAAAAACAACUCAAAUCGCAGUGGAAAUCUAUCCAAUUUAUUGCACGGCACCAAAAAAAAAAUAUAGCCUAAUUACCGCUUGAAAAAAGCAAACAACAGAAAACGGAUCAGCUGCUACGAAGAUUGAUUUUUAUAACCGAUAGUAAAACCAAACCAAAGUAAACAUAAAAAUUGGGGAAAAAAGCGCAAAGCAUUCACCUGACAGCUGGCACGAACAGCACAAAAUUUGCGCGCAACAUCUCUCUUCCAACACCACCGCUACAAUUCAGCCUCGCCAACAUGCGCGCCUUCCAGCGUGGCUUCUUCUGCGCCGAUCUUUCGCUGCGUUACCCCUAUCGUGAGUGCACCAUCACCAUACCCAUGCUGCUGAUCUACACGCUCCUCCUGCCGAUGCUCUUCAUCUGCGUCGUCGAGAUAAUGCGCAUCUGCAAGUGUUUCCGUCUGCGCAAAUACGUAACUAAUUUGGCGCGCAGCUUAGCCACCUUCAGUUUCGGCUUCAUCGCCACCUAUCUGACCACAGAGUUGGCGAAAAAUGUUGUUGGACGCCUGCGUCCACAUUUCUACACUGCCUGCCAACCGCGCUUGGCCGACGGCACCUCAUGUGAGAGCGCCUACCAGCAGUUGGUGGGUGGCGGCGUCUAUGUAGAACAUUACUAUUGCUCGAAUCGUAAUUUGAGCGCGCGGCAGCUGCGUGAACUGCAUGUGUCCUUUCCGAGCGCGCAUUCAUCACUUUCGUUCUAUGCCAUGCUUUUGCUCUGCUUCUAUUUGCAUGCUGUGUGGCGCGGGCGUGGCACUACGCGCGUGCUGCGCCACAUACUACAGUUCCUGUUGCUGUUGGUGGCUUGCUAUAUAGCGCUGAGCCGCGUGCGUGACUACUGGCAUCACUGGUCGGAUGUGCUGGCGGGCGCGCUACUAGGCUUAGUGUAUGCCGUCUUGACAGCGGUCUAUGUGGGACGUAUGCUGAGGCCGACAUUUACGGAAGCGGCAGCACAGAAGCACAAGAAGCAUGCACAGCAUCAGUACAAGGUGACAAAACAUCAUCAGCACCAUCACCAUCAGCUGACGUCGUCACAACACCAUCUGACGCCGCAUGAUGCGCGCAGUCGCAUGUUGCUGGUGGCGGCUAGUGGCAGUGUCAGCAACUUGCAGCAGCAACAAUUGCUGUCGACGACACACGAGGAGCACGAGAAGCAACAGUUGCACGAACAAGUGGCGAAGGAGCAUUUAAUGGAGCGUGGCGGCAUAGGCGGCGGUGGCGGUGGGGAUUGUGAAUGGAAGCUGCAGGCAGUUGUGUUGCCGACGUAAUUGCAAGCAAAAGCGCCAUGGAAGAGGGAGCAGUAAUAAGGAAGGAGCGCAACAGUGAAUUUAACAGCGGAACAAAUCUGUAAACACUUCACAUGUCGGCAAGUAUUGUGAUAAGAGCGGAGGAACGCCCCCACAGCGCAGGCUGUGGUUUGCAUAGUAAGAGGGGCUGCACAGAUACUUAGUUGAUGUAAAAGUUGCGCGCGGAAGGUUUAAAUUAAAUUUUGUAUCAAUUGCAAUAAUAAGAAAGAAAUCAAAAAUAUAUUCUCAGGGCUUGGAAAUCAUAUUUCGAUAACACUUUUUCGAAAAUCGUCGUAGAUAAUAGCAAAACUUUCUAAUAAAAAAACAAACUAAGGCAUAUUUAUAUUUAUUUGCUAAGAGUUACCGUGAGAAAAGAUUUUCAAAUAAGGGAGUGUAUGACCCCUUUCCACAAAAGAGGCUUUCAACACUUACAGAUAAGCGUCAAAGCAAACGCGCGCAGUUUUUUUCGAGAGAAAUGCUUUGCGCGCUGCUACCCCUCCUGAGCUACGCCCAUGAGCACUACACGCAAAUUACGUUUGCAUGCCUGAAACCCAAAAGCACACAUGAAAUUUGCAACAAAAGCACAAAACAACAACAACAACAAGCCAGCACCAAUAAUAGCCUUCAGUACCUGUAUAUAAUUAUCGGCCAACCAACCAACUAAGCAAGCAACCGAAAAAAGUGAUUUUAGCAAAAGGCAAAAAUUCACUAUUGUGCAACAAAAAGUGGCUAAAUCUGAAAGCACCAAAAGGCAUUGCUAUUUUCUCAGCUGCCGUUGUGUCGGCCGUUUUGGUAGUAAAUACAUGUGCAUCAAUAUGGCAACAUCAGUAAGCCUGACAGCGCUAGAGCUGUAGUAGCGGCUGCCGCAUGCCUUUACUACACACAAACAUAGUUGCAUGCCACAAAUGAACACAACAGCGGGCGACUUGAUGGCAGUGAGUCACCAAUAACAGCUUGAAAGCUAAUACAUUUAUAUGAAGAACAUAUGUGUGUGUGUAUGUAUGUAUGUAUGUAUGCAUGUACAUGAGUUCAUGUGUUGAUGUACUUUAGCGCUGUUGGAGUUUGUUCCCCUUUGGAUGUGGUGCAACAACAAGAAAAAGCAACGGCUACUGCAUGAAAAUGUAAAGAAAAUGACAUAAGCAAAAAGCAAUAAGGAACAAAAGUAGCACCAGCUAGAAAAAAUGCAUUUAUAAGCAGCAAUAACAACAACGAUAUCAGUAGCAGCUAAAAAGCGUCAGCGCUCAACGGCAGCGAAAAUGAAAGACAAAAACGUAGAUUUGUAAUAGUUAAUAUAUUCCUUUACAUGUUUGUAUGUAUGUAUCAAAUGUAAUGUUGUAUGAAAUAUUGUAGAAAUGAGGCAGCUGCCAAAGAGCAGCUUUAUAGUGAAUAUUCGUAUAUUUGUAUAUGGGGAUGUCUGAUUGUAUGCAUUCCACUUUGCGUCUAAGCAGCUCAUUUUGUACACACUCCACAUACACACGCACACCCACAACCCAAUCAAUCAAUCGACUCAUCAAUGCGAACAUAUAAAUUUAAAUGAAUUAUAUCCUCAUAACUUUUACGUCAAACUACUUAAGUACCAUGAUUUCCUCCUAGACAUACAUAUUUAUACACAUAUACACAAGAAAAUGAGCAUAUAUAUGUAAAUUAAGUAUGUAAAAAUUUAUGAAAAAAAUUGGUAGGCUAAAAAAAUUCUUUUGCCGCAUGAAACAAUAAAAAUUUGUACUUACCUUUACUGAA